AUGCGCACCGCUGACAUGGUCAUUGAUGGCCUGCUGGCCGCCACCUUGCUGGCGGCUAUUGUGUACUAUGCUGUAUUAGCGCCGUACACCAAAGUAGAGGAGUCUUUCAACAUACAGGCAAUUCACGAUCUCCUGUUUUACGGCUUUGAUGUGUCAAAGUUUGACCACAUUGAGUUCCCGGGUGUAGUCCCUCGAACUUUUAUUGGCGCUGGUGUUUUGGCCACCAUAACUAAAAUAUAUCACGCUGUGUGGCCUUCUGCAACCAAGUUUGAGCUGCUGAGGUUCGCUCGUCUUGCAUUGGGCAUAAUCAACGGGUUCGCCCUGCUGAGAUUGCGUAUUUCAAUCGCCCGAAUCUAUGGCCCCCUCAGGGGCAAGGCAGUGAGCCGUUGGUUCGUUCUCUUCUGUCUAGGAGAAUUCCACUUGCUGUUUUACGCUUCAAGAACGUUGCCCAAUAUGCUUGCAAUGCCGCUCGUGGUUUUCGGCUACGCCCAAGCGCUUGAAGGCGAAUACAGCCAGGCAUUAGCAUGUUUCGGAUUCUGUGCGGCAGUUUUUAGGCUAGAACUCGUUUUGCUGGCCGCAUCUUUUGCUCUUUUGUAUUUGAUAACUGGAAGAUUGACCUUUGGGCAAACGUUGAAAGUGGCUAUGAUGAGCGGAGGUGCGGGCAUCUUACUCUCUGUGGCGGUCGAUUCCUUCUUCUGGCAACACUGGCCGACUUGGCCUGAACUGGAAGGCCUGCUGUUCAACGUUGUUCAGGGCAAAUCAGCGCUGUGGGGUGUCGAACCCUUUGGAAACUACUUCCUCGUCCACUUGCCCAACAUCAUGGGCAAUCCUAUCCCAUUGUUCCUGGGAAUGGUUGCUUUAUCAACAAGCCCUGUGCCAAUGCGUUCUGCUGCGUAUGCAAGCCUCCUCUAUGUGCUGAUUUACUCGUUACAACCCCACAAAGAGUGGCGAUUCAUAAUAUACGUCGUACCGCUUUUCACGAUCCUAGGCGCGAGAGGGGCAGAUUACCUUUACUACCGGCAGCGACGAAAUCUGUCCGGCAAAUUUGUGGCCAUUGUAGCCUUGCUCUCUGCUGCAUCGAACAUAGCAGUCUCAGUGAUCAAGGCCCGGUCCUCGGCAGAGAACUACCCUGGGGGCCGCGCACUGGAAACAUGGCACAACCUUUACGGAGAAAAAUCAGCCACAUCCAAAGUAGUUCAUUUGGAUGUCGCCUCAUGUAUGACAGGUGUGACAAGGUUUGGUCAAGUCUGGCCGCUGACAAUCUACGAUAAGACCGAAGACACGAAACAGCUGGAGCAGGCAUGGAGCUCGUUCGACUACUACAUCGGAACCGCUUCAUUGAACGAGCUUCCUGGAAAUUGGAAACAAAUUGCUGUUGUUCAAGCCUUUGAUCAUGUCGAUAAAUCCGCGGUAUCCAACCUUAUCGCCAAGAUUUUGGCCGAUCCGAAGACAGCGAUGGGCAAAGGAUUAGAGCUAAUUAAGCCUGGUGGUAUCCUGGGUCAAGAAAUUGACAAAUUUUGGAGCGAUUUUAUCGUUACAGAAGACAAGGUGUACAUAUACGAAAAGCUCACAGAAUAA
Wickerhamiella sorbophila is the source of this 1578-nucleotide messenger RNA. Its product is annotated as Dol-P-Man:Man(7)GlcNAc(2)-PP-Dol alpha-1,6-mannosyltransferase. Gene Ontology annotation, biological process: protein N-linked glycosylation. Gene Ontology annotation, cellular component: endoplasmic reticulum membrane. Bases 1 to 1578 code for a protein of 525 amino acids. Gene Ontology annotation, molecular function: alpha-1,6-mannosyltransferase activity. The transcript has a single exon. NCBI's taxonomy places the organism in Eukaryota, Fungi, Ascomycota, Dipodascomycetes, Dipodascales, Trichomonascaceae. The record is from RefSeq and is a predicted model, not a curated record.